This is a messenger RNA of Pelobates cultripes (western spadefoot toad), 20837 nucleotides long. The record is from the annotation of a GenBank genome assembly. NCBI's taxonomy places the organism in Eukaryota, Metazoa, Chordata, Amphibia, Anura, Pelobatidae.
AUGCUGGGAGCAGGGAGGAUGGAGGAGUUUCAUAGCGAGGAGGACGAGCCUUGGUAUGAUCAACAGGACCUUGAGCAAGGUGAGGAACAAAUUGAGACCUUCACUCCCUUUGCCUCAUUCAGCCCAAAUAUACACUGCUAGUUAGACAGGCCUAAAUGUUACUCUCCACUGCAAGCUUAGAAGGUUUACUUGCAAAUGGUUAGCGGCCGAGUGGAAAUCUUGAGCCUAAAGUUUAUAUAAAAUAUUCCAAAAUUGUAUUAUACUAUAUUGUUGAGUAAGAAUUAUAUGGAUUAUUUAUGUUAAAAGAGAGGAUAAACUGUAAACCAUUUGGAUUAUUAAUGACAAUAGCAACGGCCUUUUGGCGUAAAACCCUUAUCAAGGAAUAACAUAAUUCUAACUCUCUCUUGAAAGUAACAACAAAUUUAUUAAUUCGGUUAUUAACUGUCUUUUUUUUUUUUCUCCAGUCUGGCUGCUUUUGAUUAAAAUUUACAAUUCCAUUUUACAAGGCAUACUAUUUCAUGUCCUACUCUUUUAGACAGGCCUUAAAAGUUUCUGGUCACUGCAAGCCUGGAGCUCUAUGGCAUACUUGCCAGGACUAAAUUAUGACUCUCUGAAGGCUAUUGGCGAGUGGAAAUUAUGAGCCCUGUCUUCUUAUUGCCUUAUUGGCAAUUCCCAGUUUAGUGAAAAACUUUGUGUGUUAUUGUGAUGGUGUAAAUUAUAUAGAACAGUUGAACAGAAUUGUGUAAGAAAUAUAUUCGUAUGCUCCUGUGUCCUGGCUAUUAAAGGGACACUAUAGUCACCAGAACAACUACAACUCAUUGUGGCCACUUCUCAAAUGGCAACUGGAGGUGCUUUCUGGGGCUGUACUGCACAAUGAGCAGCACUGCUGUUCAGUGUCUCCACGCUCUGCAUGCAGACACCGAACUUUCCUCUUAGAGAUGCAUGGAUUUUAAUGCAUCUCUAUUGGGAGAUGCUGAUUGGCCUUGCUGGCAUUUGGCCACACCCCGCCUUCAUGGUGAUCUCAGCCAAUCCAAUGCUUUCCCUAUGUGGAAAAUCAUUCUGAUUGUCAGCCAAAGAGGCGGAGCCGUAGCCACCCGAGCCGCACGGCGCUGGAAAAAUGGUAAGUGUUAACCCUUUUUUAAAGGGGUGAAGUGGGGAGUACCUAAAUGGUUGUUUCAACAAUAUAGGGUCAGGAAUACAUGUUUGUUCCUGACCCUAUAGUGUUUCUUUAACCCCUUAAGGACCAAACUUAUGAAAUAAAAGGGAAUCAUGACAUGUCACACAUGUCAUGUGUCCUUAAGGGUUUAAUAAUAAAGAUUAUCUAAAACAUAAAUUACAUGUGGUGAUGGUUAAGAUAGUUUUUACCAUAAUACAAUUCUUCUGGUGUUUUCUUUGCAUUCUCUUACUGUAUUAUUGUCUGACUUCUUAAGAUGCUGGUUGCCUGCCAACAUUUUUGGCUCCCUCUCGCUAUCUUAUUACCUCCUCCAAUUGUGCCCAGACAAUGCACGCACUCACAUGUAGAUGCCAGAUGCCAGUUUAGAGCUCGGUUCAUUUAAUGGUCAGUCAGUACUCUGAGGCUGAGUGCUAUUAAUAUCUUCACUCCCAUCAUGCCAAGGACUCAUUCUUAUCGUCACAAAAUACUGCAGUGUUCCAUUUCCGCUAAUGCUAUAUGUAGACAAUGGGUGCUUCCCAACUUUUAAAAUGGUCUUAUGUGUAAUAUCCUUUUUCAAUAUUCAUACUGAAACAAUUGAGGAGUGAUGCAGAACUAUAUUUGAAUUUUUAUUUUAAAUUAGGAACAAUUUCAUAUGGAUGGUAUAGUGCAAGAAUAUGAAGUGUAUGUAAGAGGUUCAUGUCACAUUUGUUUAUUAAAGGGAAACUGUCACUCUGUAAAUUCCAAUAUUGAAUAAAAUAUUGAAAUUCACAUAUUUUGUGUUAACCUUUUUUACGUGAUACUACAUUAUCUUUCAAAUGUAUAUUGAAGAUUUAGCAAGUGACCUUAACAAAGUUAAAGGGACACGAUGGUCACCAAAACAACUUUCGCUUAAAGAAGCAGUUUUAAUGUAUAGAUCAUGAUUUUAAAGUCUCAUUGCUCAAAUCACUGCUAUUUAGGAGUUAAAUCUCUUUUGUUUCUGUUCAUGUAGCCCCUGCCACACCUCCCACAGCCUGGUUUCAUUUUCAUUUAGAUGAUACUUCCUUUAAAACUUUUUUAAUCCUGCUCUGUAAAUUGAACUUUAAUCACGCACAGGAGGCUCCUGCAGGUUCCAGCAAGCUAUUCACAUAGCAGGGGAUAAGAAAAUCUUAAUUAAACAGAAUUUGCAAUAAAGGAAAUAUAAGAUGACUCUUUACAGGAAGUGUUUGGGAGAGCUGUGUACGUCACAUGCAGGGAGGUGUUACUAUGGCUACAUAAACAAAGUGAUUUAAUUCCUAAAUGUUGGAAAAUUCAGCAGUGAGACUGCAGGGGCAUGAUCAAUACACCAAAAUUGCUUCAUUAUGCUAAAGUUGUUUGGGUGACUAUAGUGUUCCUUUAUGUCCAAGCACAGCCAGGACACGUAUUACUAAUGAGGAGUAAGAUAAACACUAUGGGUUCGGCUACUUUGAAUGCACGUUGAAAUCUCACUUGAAUACUAUAAAUGAAUAAUACUGUAGGAGUAAUCCUGGUGAAUUCUUCUAAAAGUGUAGUAGAAGCCAUGGAAAUCAAUGCACGGUCCUUGCUGAAUGCUCCACUUUAUAAUCUCUGCUCCGGAAUUCUCAUUAUACAUAAUCCCCAUAGUUUCGUGUAUCCUCUUCUCUGUAUGCUUUCUCUAUGGCGGCUGCAAGGUGCAAGAGACAGAGCUUACAGGGUUAUACACCUACUAUGACCACGUCUGCUUAUAGAAGUGGUCAUAUUGGUAGGAUUCUGUAUAUGUUUCUUUUUGAAACACAGCACAUUUAGAGAAAUAUAUUGUCAUGUGUGCUGGGGGUUUGUUGCAUCUGCGGCACAUAUGACCCUGCACUGCCAAAUGUCAGUUCUGUACUUAAAAUACAUCUUACCGUCAGAGCGCUGGCAACAAAUAUAAUUCGAUUGCCCUCCUGUCUCCCUAUAUCCUCCGUCAGAAAAAAAACAACAAACAAACAAAAAAUCUUCUCGCCAUCUCCUACCUUUACUGGCUCUUAGUGUGCGAAUGCGCACUGAGGUGGCUAAACAGUCAAAUCAAAGGCUGUGAAGCCUGUGAUUGGACCUCGCGAUCGCUGCCCUGACAUCAGACAGGGAGUGGAAAUUUGUGUCGGGAUCUUCGUCCAAUGCAGGACUUCAGUUAAGUUAUUGCUUCAUUUGAUUUAUUUCAGUAUAAAAGGGUAAGCGUAAUCCUUAGAUGGAGAUUAGAUGGAGGCACUCCGUUACAGAAAAAAAUAGGUGUUGAUGUUUUACAUUUAAUUUUAUAUCUCAUGCCUCACAAAUGCAGGUUUGGUAAAUUUAAUGGAUAAAUGAACAUAAUAUUAAAUAUCCUAGAAAGUGACAGUUUCCCUUUAAGAAUUGCAUCUGAGGUAUUAUAUCUAUGCAAUUGGAAACGUAGUAUGUGUGACAUAACAUUUUGCAAAUAAAAUUCACGAACAGGAAAUUACAAAACCCUUCUAUGAAUAUCUUACCAGUAGAUCUUGCAGCCUAGCUCUGUCAUGUCACACGGCAACGUUUGACAUCAGGGAUGUCACAGAGAAAGCUUUGUGUCCGUACAAGUGACUCAGAAGCUCUGGAAAAUGUAUUCAGUAUGUGUAUGUAUCUCCUGUUUCUCUAGUGCCAGUCACAGAGUGAAUAGAAGGACACCCACAUUAACUGCAAAAUAAAUAAUAAAGAAUCACUAUUUUGGUUUCAAAAUCACUUUAGUAGAGCACAGAACCACUUACAGGUCCUUGACAUCACUGUAUUACAAUUGUGUAGAUGACAUAUCAACCCUCGAACAAUCCGUCUCAUUUUUGUUAAGUUAAGGUAGACAAGAAUUUUUACAAGAUGUAACAGGCUAUUUUAUAUAGUAAUGCGUGGUAGUUAACAGGUUAAUCAGAACAUUUGUUAAGUUCAGUAGGAGAGUGAGGCUAACACCGUACUAGGUAAGAUGGAAGGUAGGUUAUAAGAUUUGCAUGUUAGAUGUACAGUGGUAGAGUAAUAUAAUGUGCUUAGUGUAGGGAGGGAAGCAGGAUUAACCUGUGGCGAGUUGGCCUCCGCCUGCGUAGAAGAUGCGUUGGGGGCUGUGCACCAGAUAGCCUUUGGCCUAGAUGGGAAAACCUGGUGAUUUUCGUGUAUUGUCAAGAUUGUGCCCGAGGGUGUCCCAUGCCCUCUCAGGCUGCGGCCUCUCUGGCAUCCCCCUUUACUCCAGUUCUCUUGCAACUGAACCUGUGCUGCAGUAUGCCGAGCUUCAAUCCGUGCCCAGAAGCUAUUAAACAGUUUGUUUAAGUGUGUGCUUAGAUACUCUGUUGCGCUGUAGUGGCUUUCCAGAGGCACAUGGAUCCCAUGGGUUGCACGUCCACCAUUUUGGAGUGGUCCACGGCGGGCAGGAUCUGUACACGAUCAGGGCUAGUGCCAGUGUUUGCGGUCAACUUGGGUAGGUGUAACUGAGCGGUGGGGACUGGGAUAACCCCCACCGGUCCAGAGGGGGGGUUGCUGUGUACCAUGGAUGCUGCUUGCGUUAAAGGGCUGGGAGAGCAGCCGCCUCUCCCCUGUUCUGCACAGUGUAGGCCUCAAGCCUCAGAUCAGGCGAUCCCACGGUUGGUAUGGUCGUGUGAGGCAUAGGCGUGCGCAGUCUGUUGCAUUAGGGUGUGCACCCUAAAGCACAAACACGCCUCGUGUAUAUGUAUGUGUGUGUGUGUGUAUGUAUGUAUGUAUGUAUAUAUAUAUAUAUAUAUAUACAUACACUGCUGUGUGUGUGUGUAAGGGUGCUGUUAGUGUGAUGUGUGGUAUGUGGGUGAGGGUGUUUGUGUGUGUGUGUUUGUGAGGGUGCUGUUAGUGUGCUGUGUGUGAGGAUGCUGGUAGUGUGUGUGUGUGUGUGUGUGUGUGUGUUUGUUAGGGUUCUGUUACUGUGCUGUGUGUGGGUGUCGUGUGUGUGUGAGGGUGCUGUAUGUGUGUGUGUGUGCUGUAUGUUUGGAGGGAUUGCGGGGGUGGAGGUGGGAGCAGAUUAGUAAAUAUUCCACCUCCCUUCUUACCUUAUGUAGGGAGGGAGGAUCCUUGCUGCCAUGUGCCAUCCCUUAUGGUCCAGUGGAGAGUGAACUCUAGCCUGUGGGGCUAGAGUUCACUCUCGCAAGAUCUGAGCGUUGCCGCGCUAAUGCUCCGACCUUGCGAGAGGAACUCGGCGGAGCUGCUGGCUAGAGCUCCCCGGGUCCUCUCCUGCCUCCCUUCAUGCUGCUGUGGACCGGUGAGGUAGAUCUUUGAUCUCCCCACCGGCCUAUGGAGGCUUAGAGCAGAGCCGGCACUCAGAUAGCGCCGGCUCUGCAUGAGCCGACAGGGGAGAUCAUGAGAUCUCCCCUGUUGUCUCAAUCCAUAGGCGUGCCGCAGGGAUUAGGGUGUGCCCAGGCACACCCUGUGCGCACACCUAUGGUGUGAGGCAUCCUCUGAUUCAUCGAUGGCUGCAAAGCAAGGCGCUGUAGAUUGGGGACUGGGAUGGAGUGAUUUUCCCGUGAAUAAGGGCGAUUAACUGAUUCAGGCUCGGGAGCUCACACAAGGUGCGUCCGCUUGGCUCCACAGUCAGGCUCCGCCCUGACAUCACUGUUUUAAAUCUCCUAACACCACCCAAGCACAAGAUGAGGCUACUGUGUUAAAGGGAAUAUAUAUAUAUAUAAAGGGAUCAUAGUCCAUGCUUUGGUUUGAAAAAAAACUAUAUACAGGUGAUGCAUGGCUGUAAUUUUAAGUACUUGAACUGUGGGGAUCAUGUUUGAUCUCGCCAAAUCUUGGAUUUAAAAAAAGGAGUAUGUGUAAACUGUAAUUUGGAUAUCUGCUUUUUACUGGAAGCUGCACAGGCUGCAAUAAGCGUACUUUACAAAGGACUAUAAAUAUAAUAACCUACUUCUGGCUUUUCUUGCAUUUUUGUGAUUAUAAUUUAAAUGCAUUACAGAUUUUGGUCUAAAACUAUUGGUUUGGCUUUCAACUCCCAUUUAAAGCCUUGUUGUGGUCAUAAACUUUGGUGUUGAUGAGCAAGACUUUAUGGGAUAGGCCAGAAGUCAUAGAAACAUAGAAUGUGACGGCAGAUAAGAACCAUUCGGCCCAUCUAGUCUAGUUUUCUAAAUACUUUCAUUAGUCCCUGGCCUUAUCUUAUAGUUAGGAUAGCCUUAUGCCUAUCCCACGAAUGCUUAAAUUCCUUUACUGUGUUAACCUCCUACCACUUUAGCUGGAAGGCUAUUCCAUGCAUCCACUACCCUCUCAGUAAAGUAAUACUUCCUGAUAUUAUUUUUAAACCUUUGCACCUCUGUCCUCUUGUUGUGGUAGUUUUUCUUCUUUUAAAUAUAGUCUCCUCCUUUACUGUGUUGAUUCCCUUUAUGUAUUUAAAUGUUUCUAUCAUAUCCCCCCGGUCUCUCCUCCAGCUAUACAAAUUAAGAUCCUUUAACCUUUCCUCGUAAGUUUUUUUUUAUUUUUUUUUUUAUCCUGCAAUCCAUGAACCAGUUUAGUAGCCCUUCUCUGAACUCUCUCCAAAGUAUCAAUAUCCUUCUGGAGAUAUGGUCUCCAGUACUGCAUACAAUACUCCAAGUGAGGUCUCACCAGUGUUCUUUACAAUGGCAUGAGCACUUCCCUCUUUCUACUGCUAAUACCUCUCGCUAUACAACCAAGUAUUCUGCUAGCAUUUCCUGCUGCUCUAUUACAUUGUCUGCCUACCUUUAAGUCAUCAGAAAUAAUCAUCCUUAAAUCCCUUUCCUCAGAUGUUGAGGUUAGGACUCUAACAAAUAUUCUGUACUCUGCCCUUGGGUUUUUAGGUCCAAGAUGCAUUAUCUUGCACUUAUAGAAACAUAGAAUGUGAUGGCAGAUAAGAACCAUUCGACCCAUCUAGUCUGCCCAAUUUUCUAAAUACUUACAUUAGUCCCUGGCCUUAUCUUAUAGUUAGGAUAGCCUUAUGCCUAUCCCACGCAUGCUUAACUUAAACUCCUUUAUGUGUAUCCACAUUAAAUGUCAGCUGCCACAACUAAGUCCCACAGUAAGCUAUAACAAUUACCAGAUUUUACUAAUUACAUGACGUAAAGUCAUGAUUUUAUAAAGGACACGGAGGCGAGUAUUAGGCUUUCCUCUUUCUUUAUUCCUCAGCAGCAAAGAAAGCUAAGGUGUUUAUUUGUAGAAAAAAAGGAAAAAGAAACAUGUAUAACUACCCUCACAGGGUUAACAUUACAUCAUUAUCUCCUAUCCAAUAGGAGCAGUCCUUCUCUGAUAUCCUUUCCUGUAACCUCCUCCUCUUCCUCUUUCUUGAUGUUGCCGAAGUUAAAGUUCGUGUUUGUACCAAGUAACUAUCCACUCGGUCGAACCUAACCUAAACAGAAAAAACAGUUGAACAUUGAACUUGACCGUGAACUCCUCCAUGGGGAAUAAACGUUGGAGACCUCCAGAACUGAUCCCCUUGAACUCGAACUCGUCGUCCAUCCUAGGAGUUGUAGGAUUGUUCACGCUGUAAAAACAAAGAAAAUAGUGGUAAAGCGUGUCCUUGCCAACUAUUGUCGUUUUACUCUUAUGUAUCAAACUUGAGCUGUUUAUGAAACCGUUAUGUUUAACCAAAUCUGUCAUAGUCAACCACGUUAUGUAUUACCAAGAACCACUUACGUGAAGAAGGAAAAAAGUGAACUCUUUCUACCAAAAUACUUAGUACGUACCUGGGUUGGGAUACACAACUUGUGUAUCUGUUCCGGGUGGGCUAAUACUCGCCUCCGUGUCCUUUAUAAAAUCAUGACUUUACGUCAUGUAAUUAGUAAAAUCUGGUAAUUUUAUUAAAGGACACGGAGGCUCUUAUUAGGCUAGUUCAAAGCUGUGAAAUAACCUGGCUCGACACGUGCUCUGUUUGCCGAAAGUAAUAUUCUUUAAACGUCGAUUCCCUGGACCAGUCUGCCGUUCUCAUGAGGUCUUCUAAUCUACAACCUAGCGUGAACGCUUUGGAUGCCAUGGCUCCUCUAGUAGAGUGUGCGCCAUAUACGGAGGUAUCUAUGUGAGCUAACGUCAUUAUCCAUUUCACCCAGCGGGCGAGGGUUACCGUGGAGACAGGUUGAUGUGGUUGUCUGAUGGCCAGAAACAAUUCCGGAUGUGUUGAUUUCCUGAAUUCCGAGGUUCGUUUCUCAUAUUCUCGUAGGCAGUGUACUGGACAGAGCUUCUCGUUGUGUGGGAACGAAGGGUAUGAGACUGAUGUAAUUGACGAUUUUGUACGCCUGGAGAUGUUGAACGAGACUCCUGUGGGAGUAAAGGAGCGUGCAUCAACGUCCAGUGCUCUAACGUCUGACACCCUCUUGCAAGAUAGCAGGCAGAGGAGCAUGGUGAGCUUCGCUGACAGUUGUUUGAGCGUAAGUGCCUCGUUUUGAGGCCAGGACUCUAACAGCGUCAGCACUGAGUUGACGUCCCACAAUGACGAGUAUCGGGGUUGUGGUGGGCGGGCAAAACGAAUUCCCCUCAGGAGACUGCAUACCAGAAGUUGCUGACCCAUCGGGGUUCCCUCUAUACCUUGGUGCCCUGCCGAGAUUGCUGAUCUAUAGACGUUGAUGGUCCGGUAGGCCAAUCCUUGAUUAUGUAGGUUGGUGAGGAACCUCAACAGAUAACUUACAGGAGCACGUACGGGAUCCAUUUGUUGUUCCAUGCACCAACUAGCCCAUCCGUUCCAGGCAUAGAGGUAGGAGCGUCUAGUUCCAGGUGCCCAGGCUCCCGCCAGUAGUUCGACAGUGUCCUGUGGAACGUCCGGUAUGCUCCAGGGUCCCCUGAAAGGAGCCACGCUAAGAAUUUGAGACGCCCCUGGGUCAUGAGGGGAUGUGGGUUGCCCUCUGGGUCUGAUAAAAGGAACCAGGGGUCCGGAAGUCGUCUCGGGAAGUCCAUGGACAUUUCCAUUAGGGUCGGGAACCACGGUUGGGUUGUCCAAAACGGAGUUAUGAGGACCAGGGUCGCUUGAGUACGUCUCAGAUGUACUAUCGUGCGAGCUAUGAGGGAGAACGGAGGGAAGGCAUAUAAUCGGCUGUUCGGCCAGUGUUGGAGAAAAGCGUCCGCUGCUAGUGCAUCUGGGUCUGGUCUCCAACUGAAGAACGUUGGCAGUUGUGAGUUCAGCCGGGAUGCGAACAGAUCGAUUUGCAUCGGGCCCCAGAGCGCUUGAAGCUGUAAGAACACCUCGCGGUCCAGCCGCCAGUCGCUGGCGUCUUGUAUGUGUCUGGAAUGCCAAUCCGCUACCACGUUGGACAUACCCGGGAUGUAUUCCGCUUGGACCGAGAUGUUGUGUUCCAGGCAGUGUUGCCAGAACUCCUUGGCCAGGUCCGCCAGUAUCUUCGAUCUCGUGCCACCGAGGUGGUUGAUGUAGCGGACUGCGGAAAUGUUGUCCAUGCGUAGGACGAUGGAGCAAUUGGUUAUGCCCCCGAGGAGGCUCUUCAGUGCGAAAGAUCCCGCCAUGAGUUCCAAACCGUUGAUGUGUAAUUUUUUCUCUGCGCACGACCAGGUUCCUCCGGUGGAGGUAGGCCCGCAGCGCGCUCCCCAACCGUGCGUGCUCGCAUCGGACUCUACGAUGAAGUCCGGGGCAGACCCGAAUAUUGCUCUGCCGUUCCACGCCUCCAUGUGUAGCAGCCACCAUGUGAGUUCCUGUUUGGCUUCGUAGUCGAGUGGUACAGAGUCGGAGUACGCAUGCCCUGAGCGUAAUUGUGUGGCCUUUAGACGCUGUAGGGCCCUGUAGUGUAGUGGCCCCGGGAAUAUUGCCUGAAUGGAGGCUGAGAGGAGUCCGAUUACUCUGGCUAGUUGCCGGAGUGUCAGUACCGGCCUCUUGAGUGUUCUGCGGAUCUCCUUUUUGAUGAGUUUUACUUUGUCCGUUGGUAAGCUGAGCGUACCGGUAGUCGCAUCUAUGUGAAAACCCAAGAAUUCCAUGUUCUGGGACGGGGUAAGCACCGAUUUCUCCCAGUUGAUGAGAAAUCCUAGAUUCUGUAGCAGUGUCACUGCCCAUGUCAGGUGCUGUUGUAAUUGACGGGCUUCGUGCGCCAUGAUCAGCAUAUCGUCCAGAUAAAUGAUCAUCCGGACGCCUCUGCUGCGUAGAAAGGCGACCACAGGCUUCAGCAGCUUGGUGAAGCACCAAGGGGCCAAUGAGAGACCAAAGGGAAGGCAGCGGAAUCGCCACAUUGUCGCUUCCCAUUGGAAUUGGAGCAGGUGGUGGCACUCUUCCGCAAUGGGGAUUGUAAGAUAUGCAUCUUGGAGGUCCAGCUUCACCAUCCAGUCCCCUAACCUGAGCAGGUCUCGCAGGCAGUGGAUACCCUCCAUUUUGAAAUGGUGGUACCGCACAAAUGCGUUUAGUGGCCGCAAGUUGAUGACUGGGCGCACCCCGCCGCCCUUCUUGGGUACCAGAAACAGAUUGCUCAUGAACCCAGGGGAUGGUGAAGGGACCUGGUAUAUGGCGCCCUUCGCUUGGAGGGUGCGAAUCUCCUCGCUCACCAAUCCCUUGUCUUGCGUGGAGAAAACUAUGCGGUGUGGUCUGUGUGUUUGGACCGGGGUUCGCACAAACUCUAUGUGGUAACCCCUGAUGGUGUUGAGGACCCAUACGUCCGCAGUCAGCUGUUGCCAGGACUCUACAAAGUGUAACAGUCUGCCCCCCACAGUCGGUACCAUAAGGUCGGCGGCUGUACGAGUUGCCUCUGGGUCCUCGAGGUUGCCAUGGUCUGGCCCUGACCGGGAAGAAGGGUGAGGGCGUACGGCUCUCUGGCGGCUGGAAUCUAGCCGUGGCGGGACCUCUGUAUCCCCGGUAGGAACCGCGGGAAGAACGGCCGGGCAGACGGCCCCGGUGUCUGCCGGCCCCACCAAAAACUCUGGGAGAGAACACUCUUUUUAUAUUUGUCUGUGCCUUGUCUAGGGCCGUAAAGGUGCUCACAUACAUUCCCAAUUCUUUGACAAAGUUGUCACCGAACAGGAGACCCUUGGCUUGCGGUCCCGGUUCGGUGAGAGCCAUGUUAAUUAGCUUGGGCUCGAUUUUCAUUAAAAUAGUUUUGCGCCUUUCUGUGGCCAGUGCAGCGUUAGCGUUGCCGAUGAGGCAGAUCGACCGUUGGGCCCAGCCUCUAAUGGCUAGUAAAUCAAGAGGCGUUCCCUCAUUUAAGGCCGCUUCGACCAAUUCAAAAAUCUUGGCACUAGGGCCCAAUGUAUCCAGCACUUUAUCUUGGCAGUGGCGUAGGGAGUAAUCAAGUCCCUUCUUCGCCUUCCAGCCAGACUUACCCAAGAACUGUGCUAUUUUGGGGUCGAUAUCAGGUGUAGCACAGGCCAUGUCAGGCACAGUCGGGCGUGGGCAUUCAGCCCGUAGUUUCUGCCUGGUGGCCUUAUCCAAAGGUUUGCGGAUUCUGGCCGCUAUGUAUCGUGCUACAUGAUCGGUUGGAUACCACUCCGCCGAUCUCGGGUUUUGUAAGGUGUCUGGGUCGAACAGAGGUUCGCCCUGAGGGUCCAGAAUAGUGGUUUCAUCCGCCGUGUCAUGCACGGGGUUGGCUCGAGUGCGUGUCGGACUCUGGUCCGGGGAGGAAAACUCCCAUUCCUCUGAGUCGGCUUGGUCCGACCCGUUCAAAACCUCCUCACUAUCCGAAUCAGUGUCGGAAGAAUCUGACAGGGCUUUUGCCCUCUUCCAUGUCCGCGCCGCUUUUGCCCGGCGGGUGGCUCGUUUUCGUGGGGGCCCCACGACCUCAGGUGCGACAGGACGUACCCUGUCCGUCAGUCUAGUUUUGGAGGCAUGUGUUCCCACAUUGUGGGUUUUACUCAUGGCCUUACGGCCCUCUCUGCUUAAAGGUUCCCCCUCUGCGGCCCUGGCUUGAGUCAUGCUGGGGUUAGACGCCUUAAUGGCACUCGAAAUAGAGUGUGACAAGUUAUCCGACAUAACCCCCAUGGCGGUAAAGAUAGCUUGGGUAACUGAUUUUGACAUGGUGGCGUCCAGGAGCGAGUGGAACUCCUCAGAGUCCAAUUGCUCCAGAGGGGCCACCAUGUCCCUAUGCAGGGAUAUGGGUUCAGCCACGGAGGGCCCGUGCUGGGCCUUAGUAUCACCUUUAUCACUGGUGCCAGGGGCAGAAAAAGCCUCAGGGGUCUGCAUCAUGGGUUUAAAAGACAGGAUUAUGUAUAUGGCUACCUGAUGUGUCAGUAAUGAGCUACUAAAAACAGGCAAGAGACAAGGCAGCAGGACAACAAGCACAGAAUGUACUGUUAGCUUACCGAGUGUUCCCUCAGGAAUGGCUCCUGGGAUCACUGGCAAGCUAACAGUACAGCAAACAAACCAAUCAGCUCGCGCCCUGCAGUGGGCUGAACGAGCUGAGGGAGAAAAAAGAGCGGCAAAAUUUUUUCUAGUGCCGCCCCUUUAAGAUGUGCGCCAGUAUGGGCCGCGCAUGCGCGCGCGGCGCUCACGAACGAGAGGCCGCGGCGGGGGAACCCUCCGCCGGGAGAGAGAGCCGGUCCGGUCCUCGAGGGUUCCCUGCGCCGCGUGACCGAUGAGGGGGGUAAUAAACUACCCAGCGGCAAGUGUGGAGCCGGUAUCCCCGCGGGGGGGCGGGGUACCGGCGGGACAAUGUGGGAAAGGGGCCCCCCCACGGAGGGUUAGCUUGAAGGGGGGGUGUACACCAAACGCACAAUGCGUUCUGCUGAGUUUAAGUCAGGUCACAAAAACAGGCAUAAUUUAAAAUAAAGUCAUACACACAUAUAUAAGUACAAAUGACAGUUAAGAGAAAAAACAAAGUGUUACUUAGCUGAGGCAGCAGCAAAGAAAGAGGAAGAGGAGGAGGUUACAGGAAAGGAUAUCAGAGAAGGACUGCUCCUAUUGGAUAGGAGAUAAUGAUGUAAUGUUAACCCUGUGAGGGUAGUUAUACAUGUUUCUUUUCCUUUUUUUCUACAAAUAAACACCUUAGCUUUCUUUGCUGCUGAGGAAUAAAGAAAGAGGAAAGCCUAAUAAGAGCCUCCGUGUCCUUUAAUAAAAUUGGCAUUGACUGAGCCACUUCCUGGUUUGGUGAGAGCCCACUGCCAUUAUUUUGAUAUAUGUUUUCUCUGCACAUGGUUUAUAAUGCAAUACUUGUCUAUUUAAGAAAAGUUGGUCAGCGCCAUACUGAAGACUCCCCUCAUUUAUACAAUACACAGACGUACAAAAAAAAAGGCUUUGUUUUUAAAGGGGCCUUUACACCAUUUAAAGGGGCGGCCAGUAAAAAUAAGAUUUUGUAUAAUAGAUUGCAUUUUUUCUUAUUAAAAACUGUAUAUGUAAGUAGGACGGAGCUAGUUCAAAAGCAGUCUGUGUUUCUCAGAACAAUAAGGAACACAUGAUAAAUGUGCUGUGUUCUUGUUUCUAACAGAUCUGCACCUGGCAGCAGAACUGGGAAAGACGCUUUUAGAGCGAAAUAAGGAAUUGGAGGUUUCAUUGCAGCAGAUGUACCUUACCAAUGAAGAUCAGGUGCAGGAGAUUGAGGUAUUGUGACAGUAGAAAUUUUAUCUUCACGAUCUUUUACUCUAUAAUGAUUCCACAUGAUAUAUUCACGAAGAGGUUUUCAAAUGUACAUUUUAUUAUAUUAUUGCUCCUGUAUUUUUAGCACACAAGGAGUUCCAAUUGUUUCAUAUACAUCUGUUCAUUUUGUGUUUUUUUUUUUUUUCAUUAACUGGGCUCAAAAUUUUACUUGCUUAUUUGAUCCCUGGUGAGCUGGCCGGGAAAAAAAAACUAUCCAAGUAUCAUAAGUUCUACAGCUUGCUGUAGUGUUUUAUUUUUUAUUUUUUUUUCCACUGGCUACCCUUCACAUUGUAAAUAGUCAAAAAGUUUUUGAACAGUUGACCUCAUGUGGGGUCUGCCAUAGCCGCACUCUGAGUCCACUACUAAUGCUGUAGAACUGGAAGUUCCUAAGCAUUAUUUGAUCGCAGUCAGCCAAUGAGCUAAGCACAGCACCGCAGGGCUUAGCUCAGGAGAGCUAAUGGAAGCUUAGGAGCUUAAAUGUUUUAUUACAUUUUUCUCGUGCUGAAAGGCCAUUUGACCAAAGCUCUAGCUUUAAACACCGAAACCACCUGCAAGGUGCUGGUAAGAGUAAUAAGAAAGGAUAUCAUUUGGGAAUACUCAAAUUAAACACAUGUAUUAGCACAUAUAUACACACACAAACACACUGUGGCCUUUCACACAAAAUAUAUCUCUCCUGACACAUUUAUGCAUGCACUGAGACUUCAUACAAAUACAUGACUGCAUUCACACACAGACUUUUUAUAUAAAUUCACACACAGACCUGCAUCCACACACAGUUACACUCCACAUAUACACACACUAACAUUCCACACACACACACACGUGUCACUGACAUGGCACACACAUACCCACUUUCACAUACUGACUCUCAGUACAGAUAUACUCCUACUUUCACAGCACACGUACGCUCCAUGCUAAAGACAUGCCAUGAAUCAAAACAAAUUGCUAAAUAAUGAAGUAUUGCAGGUCCUUGUAAUGCCUUUUUUUUUUUGGACUAACCGGAAUUUGUAUUUAUUUAGCUUUCAGGAGUUCCUCACUUUAUCGUUUUUUUUAAAGCAUGCUUUAGACUUAUUUAUUUAUUACUGGUAUUUAUAAAGUGCCAACAUAUUCUGCAGCGCUGUACAAUUAGUGGAGAACGUACAAUAUACACGAGGUCAAGAGAAAAAUACAAGAGGUCGAGAGAGCCCUGCCCGUAAGCUGAUAACUAGUCAUUGGAGCUCUUUUAUACAAGGUGCUUAGCCAGAUGGUCCAUGAGCUUACAAUCUAAAGGAUGCAAUGCGGAUUUGAGACAAGAGGUAAAGGGAGAAAUCUAAUCACUGCAAAUUUCCAUUAGUCCAAUAAAAAAGGUAUUACAAGAAUCGGCAAUGCUUCAAUAUUAUGCAUCUAGAUUAGUGGACUAAUAUAGCAGCUCUAAUAAUAUGAUUCAAUACCAAAUUAUUGUUUCCUCAUACUUUUUUUUAAAUUAUUAUUUAUUAAUUUUUAUUUGGUUUUGAAUUAACAUUUACAAUCAUUCAACAGUAUUUGCAGAAAAAUUUGCAGACAUUGCAGUAAGAUAUGUAACAUACAGGUAUAAACUGAUACGCUUUGUCAGUCGAUUAUCCCCUGACCGGUAUUUUUCACAUUAUCACUGUACAUAGGCGGUUAAUUAGCUGAUUCAAUUAGUCAUUCGGUACAGACAGGUAGUCCCGUGCAGUGUGAGACUCUCACACUUGUUUUUAGGUCUGGCAAAUAGCUCAGGGCCUAAAAUUGUAAGCCCUGCUAUUAGAAUAUAAGAACUGAUUUUAAAAUAGUUAGUUCUGAAGUGUUCAUUACAUGUGUUUAUUAAAAUGUAAGACUUUGCACAGCAGCCAAAUAAACAAACGUAUCCCAAAUAUUUACACAUUUUUUACUUUUCUCAGCUAUUUUAUAUAAAGUCCAUUUACAUUCUAAUAUUACAUAUCCUUUAACACAUAGAUAUUCAGGUCUAACUUAUAUAUUUGUAUCAAUGAUACAGCAAUGAUAACUUGUGAGUAUGUCACGUUUACAGUGUGUCUGCAAUUAAAGGCUAUAUGCUGGUUUGUGCCCUGGUUUUACAAAAAUGGUUUCUUCCCUUCCUGUCUUUAAAGUACCUGAGCAAACAGCUGGAGAUGCUACGCCAAGUAAAUGAACAGCACGCCAAGGUCUAUGAGCAGUUGGAUACAAUAGCAAGAGAUUUGGAAGUGACUAACCUAAGGCUGGUACAGGAGAGCAAAGUGGCCCAGCACAAGAUAACAAGGUUAGAGACAAGGGAGUGGAAGAAAGGGGAAUAACUGGAGUAAAUAAGGAGAGCGAAAGUGAGAAAGCUUGUUGGGGGAUAAAACAAGAAGGUGGAUAAACAAGUAUUAGCGAAAUGUAGAAUUAUAGAAAUAACUGAAAAUAACACGUGGGGAUGUUGGUGAAAGCCAAAUAAUGAAUAUGUCUCUGUCUGUUAGUCUCACAGGUACUAUAGAUGGCUUGCAGAAACAGGUGGAGGAUCUGCAGAAACAAGUGGAAGAACUGCGCAGUCAAGAUCAGGUUCGAGUGAGGAGGGAAAAGAGAGAAAGGCGUCGCACUAUCCACACCUUUCCCUGCAUACGGGAGCUGUGCGCCAAUCCCAGGUUAGUGUAGGGGUCUUUGGUGACAAAUGAGGAAGCCAUAGUUCAGAUUCAAUGUACACCGUUUCUGUACCAAGUCUGUAAUAACAUUCACUCAAUAUGGAGAUAUCAGAGACCUCAGACAUGUUCUACUGAUUGGCAAAUUGUGAAAUACUUAAAGCAGCUCCAUCACCUUCUGGGGUAUUUGCAUAUUUUGCAAAAAACCCUGAUGGUGACAUCACUGCUUGCUGUGCUAUGGCCCACGUAGGCAACAGAGGUUAGAUAUACUAACUUGAUGCUCUCCCCCAUGGAGACCACCAUCUUCUCUCUUCAGCUCCUUGGGCUUCAUCAGGCAUGUGCGAGAGGACAGUGCUAAUGUCUAUGGAGCAUUCAAUCCUCCAAUCCUCCAUAGAUAUCGUCUCGCAGUGAGCGAGACAAUGCCUUAUUUUCUCCAGCCGUCACUAAGUGACAAAGUUUGUCAAGUGGAGAUAAAAUACAUAAGAUAAAGUAUCCCUACUUUGCGUUAUGUAUUUUAGGAGAAAAAUAUUGAAAAAAUAUUAAGGAGGAGAAACAGAUUGAAGCAAUGUAAGUUUAGAGUGACAUUAUGAAAAUAAUUUUUAUUUUAUUUUUUUCUAUGACAGAUGAUGUUUAUCUUUUUAUACAUCUUUUUUAACCCCUUAAGGACACAAUUUCAGAAAUAAAAGGGAAUCAUGAUGGAAUAUUUCCGUCAUGUGUCCUUAAGGGGAUAAGUAUAAGUUUGUGUACAUAACUGCCAUCCUCUUGUCCUGUGUACAGGAAUGAAGAUACACUCUACAUGCAUGGUUCUUGUUUGGACUUAUCCCCUAAGCCAUUACAGAGAGAAAACGAGCGUCUGCAUAGUGCCGUGGCCUCACUUCGGGCUUUAGUAGCUGAAGAACGUCAGCGAAAAGAAAAGGCAGAACGGGAAUAUCAAUCGGUGGUGCAGGAAUAUUCUGAGCUCGAACAAAGAGUUUGUGAGAUGGAAAACUGCAGGUUACGUGUACAAGAACUGGAAGCAGAACUACAGGAACUACAGCAAAUGAAGCAGGUAAAACUCAAGUUUGUGUAUUUAAAAGGAAGAGAUCCUUUUUUUUUUUCUAUGAUACUCCCAAUAUGCUUUCACAUCAUCUUCCCAUAAUGUUGUGUGUAUGAGGCAUCCCCCUUAGAAUUAUAUCCAUUAAGGGAAACUAUAGUGCUAAGAAAACAAAGUUGUAUUCCUGGCACUACAGUGACCUGUAAUGCCCCCCUUCUUCCCGUGGCACUGGAAGGGUUAAAAACCCUUCUGUCACUUACCGCCGAUGUCCUCGGUGCUGGGUCAGGAUCCAUCUCCACUCCUCUAAUGUGCAUGUGUGGCUAGCUUAGGACUACCCCAUAGGAAAGCACUGCUCAAUGGAUUCCUAUAAGGUUUUAGCUGAUGAUGGCUGUCCUCGUGCAGAGCAUAAGGCUGUCCAGUGUCAGUUAGGAGACCAAAAGUCGCCUAACCACCCGGAAGUGCCUCUAUAGGGUGUCUGGUAGUUAACCCUGCAAGGUAAUUAUUACAGUUUAUCAAUAACUGCAAUAAUUAGAAUUGCAGGGUUAAAGGGACUCUCCAGUGCCAGGAAAACAUGUUAGUUUUCCUGGCACUGCAUGACCCUACAGUGGCCCUCUCCCUCCCACCCCCCAUCCCAAGUUGCUGAUGUGGUUAAAACCCCUUCAGUGACUUACCAGAGUCCAGCGCCGAUGUCCUUCGGGGCUUGGUUCGGCUCCGCCUAUUCUCCUCCCCCGCCAACGUCAGCCGGCGAGGGAGACUUAAUGCGCCUGUGAACGCGCAUUAGACCUCCCCAUAGGAAAGUAUUAUUCAGUGCUUUCCUAUGGGGAUUUCGGCGACGCUGGAGGUCCUCACAUAGCGUGAGGACGUCCAGCGUCGCUUAAAACACUUUUCGUGUUCUAAGAAAUUGCAAUAAUAACACUUGCAGGGUUAAGGGUAGUUAAUGGAAGUUGGCACCCAGACCACUCCAAUGGGCAGAAGUGGUCUGGGUGCCUGGAGUGACCCUUUAAAGUAACAGUUUACACAAAGACAGACUCCAUAGUUAGCAGCAUAUUGGAAAAAGUUUAACACAUCUCCAAUAAAAGGAAGUAAAAUUAUACUUACAAGGAUAGAGCAGGCUAACUGCUCUAUGAACUCAGCGUUGGUGGUAUUACUUGGGAUUACUUGAAGUAUAAAACUUAAAAAUGCCUGGAAAUGUGCAUAUAACAAAGAUGAUUGGCACAAAAAGGUAACCAAAAAAUCUUUAAUAAGUUAAAAUACACAAUAUUAAAUGUCCAUAACGCGUUUCACCUUUGCAGGCUUUUUCAAAUGGAAUAAAAAAACAUUCAACCUGGCUAUAAUGGUGUGUGUGUGUGUAUAUAUAGGGAUAACUGUGUUUAAAAUUGGAACCAAAAUUAGCAUUUUCCAAUCGAAAUUCAACAUAUUGUAACCAUAUUAAAAGUACAUAAAAGGUAUUAAAUAACAUUCUUUACAUAGUAUAGAGGCUAAAUAUAAUAAAUUAUAAUGAAAACGAGGGUUAAAUCAAGUGGAAAUCGCAGUGGAAAAUUAGUCACGUCACGCGAAAGUGUCAUAGGUCUCAAUGCUACAUGGGAUAUGUAGUCUGUGCGAACGGUAACAGGAAGGGUGUGUAUUUACUCACUUUGUGCCGGUGAUCGGCAGGAAAAAGGAUAAAUUAGCCGCGAGUAUCGUCGGCCAUAUUGUGGAGGUCUGAAGUGUAAUAUAGCACUUAAGGGGAGGGUUGGCCGUGAGUAUUGGUGGCCAUAUUGGGUGGGACAAAUAGCGGCAGACAUAUUAGGAAGGUCAUAAAGUGGCCAAAAAUCGCGAUGGCCAUAUUAAGGAGGUCAAUAAAAUGAAUAGGAGGAUAGAGUAGCCUCAAAUGACAGCAGCCAUAUUUAGGCGGGUAGGAGUAGUGGUUACUCUGCUUGGAAUAUUUCUUUAAUAGUGCUCCCUUAUGUUUGUACUUUUGCAUCUUUAUUCUGUUAUAUGAAAAAUACAUCUGCAUUAUGUACCUUCUGUGCAGAAUCUGUUGCAAGUCUAAGAUGAAAGAAACACAGAUAAAACGUAUACAGUGUGAAUGAAUAUUUCCUUUUGGUUACAAUCUUCUGUUCUUACACUGAAGAAUUAUUUUAUGAUUUUUAGAUUAUUACAGUGCUGCACAAUUUAUAAAUUAAGUAAUCAGUGUUGGUUUUGGGAAACAGCAUGUUUUGCCUACAUUUUAAACAAGGAAUGAAAAAUUAGCCUUUCAGGUUUAUUUACUUAAAGUGAGAAUUCAAAGUGAUUCUCAGAUUUAAGGUCAGAAUAGCAGAACCAGUAAAUAUUUUCUAAAGCAGCUGUGCUUUCUGUUUGGCUACUUUUGGAGAGAGAGAGAGAGUGUUUUUUAUUUAUUUUUUAUUUUUUUUAUAUAUUGAGCACUUUCUCCAGACAAAUCCAAGACUGUAUUUUCUUUCCGAAUUAUUCCAUGCUAUUUGCUUUGUGGGAUGGGCGAGAUAUUUCUGCCACUCCUUUCUGUUUUGUUUUUCAGAAAGGAGUUUACAGCCACUGCCCCAUAUGUAGUGAAUGUAUUUUUUAUCUUUUAUUAUUUAUUUAUUACUGCUAUUUAUAAAGUGCCAACAGAUUCCGCAGUGCUGUAAAAUUAGUGGAGAAACGUACAAUAUACACAGACAAAUACAAGAGGUAGAGAGAGCCCUGCCCGUAAGCUGAUAUCUAGCCAUUGGAGCUCUUUUAUACAAAGUGCUUGGCUAGAUGGCCUGUGAGCUUACAAUCUAAAGGACACCAUGGGGAUUUGAGACAAGAGGUAGCAGGGGAAGUUUGGAGGUGAUGGCUGAAAGAGUUAACAGAGAAGCAGCUAUUGGUAAGAUGUUAGGGGAAUGAAGAGGUAAUUGGGUGAGAAUCUCAAACAGCUGGAGGAGCCUGUUAUAUAUUUAGGGGGAGCCUGGGUGGGUGGGAAGUGGGGAGAAUUAUGCGUGUGUGUUUUGAUUUAUUGUUUGUUUGUUUUUUUGGUUACAGGUGAAGCGCUACCUGCUGGGAAGGGGUGACAGUCUUUCUCAGGCAUUGCUAGAACCUCUUAACAAGACCCCUGAAACAGAUGAUCCAGAGCCUCGUGAAGAGUCAGGAGUCGAUAUGAGCAGGAGCCAUACACCCCCAAACUCGGCUGUCAGGAAAAGCUGUAGUGACACAGCCUUGAGUGACAUUGUAGGUAGGGAUGCUGUAAGUCGGCACGAAGGCAACUACACUCUACAUGCUAACAACACAAGGCGUCGUGGCAUGUCUAUCUUGCGCGAAGUGGAUGAGCAAUAUCAUGCUCUGCUGGAGCGAUAUGAGGAGCUGCUGGCCAAGUGCAGGAGACAUGAGGACAAUCUGUGUCAUGCUGGAGUACAGACCUCCCGUCCCGUGUCUCGGGAUAGCUCUAGUCGAGACCUACCAGGUGAGGAGGGAGAGUCUGAGCGAGUACUGACCAUGCAACUGGAAGCUGUAGACCGAAGGCUUGAACAGAGUCAACCAGAAUACAAGGCACUCUUUAAAGAAAUAUUUAAUCGCAUCCAGAGAACCAAGCAAGAUGUUAGUGCUGGGAAAGGUCCAGGGGGCAAAUAA